Molecule: messenger RNA, 1445 nt
Organism: Astrephomene gubernaculifera
Lineage: Eukaryota; Viridiplantae; Chlorophyta; Chlorophyceae; Chlamydomonadales; Astrephomenaceae
Source: the annotation of a GenBank genome assembly
GGGGUGUUGGUUGUUUUUGCGAAUCGUCUUGCUUAACUUCUAGCCGCUUACCAAAAUGCUCAAUAUGGGCUUGACCCUCAAUGGAGGACCUUCUGUUCCACCCGCCUUUCAAGGGCCUCGUGCUUCAUACGUUGCCCUUGCAGCUAUAACAACACUAGGCCUGGCACUCCUAACGUCUAUAUGGGCGUCAGAUGUUUCGGGUAGCACUGCCGUGAUGGGUCUCCUUGCUGUUUACUUGGCGUCAACAGAGCUGCUGCUGCUGUAUUCCAUCUUCAGCCCGGCCUCAGUGAUCAUUGAUAUCAUCCGUCUUUCUGUGAGCACGCACGGUGUUCAUGGCCGUGGUUGGCUUGUUUUCUUCACUAUUUGCGAGAUGAUAGCAAAGCUCGCGGGUGGUGUCUUGGCCUGGUCCCUGCACCGCUCAGCAACGGUCGGUGAGGUGCCGUACCAAGCAAUCGGCCAGGCCAAUGCCGGCGGUGCUGGGGUCAGCGCUGUGCCGCCCCCUCCGUCGUACGGCCACAUGCCCUCCUCAGACCCCUUCGCCGCCUACCAGCCUCCUCAGCCGGACUCGCACCCGCCCCUCUCCACCACGUACCAGCCCUUCCCCUCCAGCCAGCCGGCCUCCAUCUCGCACCCAUGAGGGUGACGAGGGACGGCUAAGGGCUCAAGACGUCGUACACUCCGUACCCUUGUACGGCAUGUUGUCUGUACGAGCCAAGUGUGCUGGGAGGCGGGCAAGGGGGCGCUGCUGCAUGCCGUCUGCCUCGGGGGCUUGAGCCUGUCUCGGGGGCUUGAGCCUGGGGACUGCAGAGAGGGAGAGGCAAGGAAGAGGGGCAGGGGUCAGGAUGCAUGGGCGGUGUGUGUACAUUAUGCCGGCUGGGGCUGUAUUGAAGCCCUUGUGUGCAUGUGGCGGGGCUUAGGAGUGCUUUGUUGCGCUGGGAAACAGGUCUGAUGGCUUUUCGCGACACGCUUGGACAGGCACGGGAGGACUGCAGAAGCGGGAGGGCGGACCACUAGCACAUUCUUUGAUGCAGUUGAGGCUUGAGAUGAAAGUGUGUGAAGCGAGGAGCACGAGCCCAAGGUGCCUGGGCGGCGGAUCGUGUACCCCAAGUUUCGCCCCUGCGUGUGUUGCUAAAUCGGUGUAUCCGCUGCUCAUGGAAGGGCGCCUGGGUUUGCAGGGCGCUGCGUACGCGACCUGAGAGGCUAGGCGAGGGCGGUUAGAGAAGGGGUCGGGGAAGAAGAGUCGAUACUUGGCAGGAUGUGGCGCUGGGCGGACGAGGGAGCAGCGGCAGCAGCGGAGUACAGGGGUGAUUGCAAAGCGGCUGGUCCAGGCCUCGUUGAAGAAGGGGCGUUGAAGGAGGGACGAACAUGUGGCGCCUGGCUGUCUGGCUGGCUGGGUGCUUUCUAGGACCGAUGAUGGCACGUUGACCCCAGCGGCAGUGUGUGCG